Molecule: messenger RNA, 6533 nt
Organism: Gasterosteus aculeatus aculeatus (three-spined stickleback)
Lineage: Eukaryota; Metazoa; Chordata; Actinopteri; Perciformes; Gasterosteidae
Gene: erich3
Product: glutamate-rich 3
Source: RefSeq, a predicted model, not a curated record
UUUUCUUACCAAAUGUAAAUGAUCUGAGUACUUCUUCCACCACCGAUUAAAGCUUUAGAGCAUUUUAUUACAUCGGGGAAUCUAGAAGAAGUUGACUUGCUCGGCUACUUAUCACAAGAUCAUUAAAUAACAAUAACAGUAUUUUCUAAAAAAAAAACGUGUACUCGUGAGAGUGCGUGUUUCCCUGGGCCGUCCGGUGUCGUCCCGGUCCACGCGGCGGAGGGACCCGGUAAGAGGAAACCGGCCCCGGCGGAGGCGUCGUCACGUGAUCUCCAUGGCAACCGGCGCGUGUCAUCAGUUCCGCUCCGGGAGAAGUGCAGCCGACGACCAACCGACGUCCACUCACUCGUUUUCACUUUGACCGAUAUUGUUCGUCCUUUUCCCCCCCAUCGCCGAGAGCCAUGAGUCACCUGAACACCGGACUUAUUUCUGCCUACAACAGUCUCACAGACAGACAUCUGGCCGGAUACUUCAGCAACACUCGCAUCAGGAGACACCUGCAGAGAGCAGGACUGAUCACCAGGAGCGGGCGCAUCGUUCCUGACAAGGAGUACCGACACACGCUGAUCCAGAGAGCCCACCAGAGACACGUCCGGGAAUGCCUGGCCCAGGCCAUCUUCCACAAGGUGCUGGAGAUGGAGCGUGUCCAUCAAAUAGAGAUCAAAAGGAAACUGGAGGAGUUCGCCAGGAGGGAAAGAGUGCAUAAGAUCAAAGUGGAGCGCCCUAAAAGGUAUGAAGAAGACGCCAUUCGGAUCCUGUCUCCACGGCCACCCACGGGCGCAAAGUGCACCCCGAAACAACACUCCGGGCCAGAGGGCGAGCACUCGGAAUCCUCCGAGUCCCCGGGCUCGUCUCGACCCAACACGGCUCCGGGGAAGAUGCAGAGGCCGGUGCGCCUGAAGCCGAUCCGCAGCAACAGCACGGCGGCGUCGCUGCGACGCGGCUCACCGGGCCGACUCCUGCGGUCGUCCAACGAGAACGACCGGCCGCCCAACCGCACCAUGGACAAGGCGUCCCGGAGACGACUGACUACGGCGGAGGUCUCCCAUGGCGUCUCACCCUACUGCCUCCCGGUCAUCAACAACUUUGUCACCCCGGUGCCUCCGGCCACCAAGAGGAAGGAGAGGGGGGCAAAGGUCACCGCGAGCGGCGCGCUCAGAGGCCGCAGACUGCGUCCUACCACGGCGUCCAGCGGGCCCGACCUCACAGAGGUCUCCGUCUCUCAAAAAAAAAACAAUAAGAAAUUUGAGAAGAUCUUGGACCCCCCCGUGCUGAGGAGCUCUGUGCACCAGAGCAAAGUACGUGUGGACAUGAUUUACUUUGGCAAAACGGUGCAUCUCUCCCACGACCUGAGCGACAUGAGGGAUGAGAUCAAAGUGUUCCAGCAGCACUGCGGAGGAGAGAACCUCUGUGUUUUCAGGGGGCGGCUCAGCGAGGGAGAGACGUUCCAGUUCAUUUCCAGGCGACACCGAGGUUUCCCCUUCAGCUUGACGUUCUUCCUGAGCGGGCUGCAGGUGGAGCGGCUGAGCUCCUGCUGCGAGUUCAAACACAGGAAGGGCCCGAGACUCGGCGGCCGGCACGGACACUUUGGUUUCCGCAGCGUGGAGGGAGCUUCUCCCUGCUACAAGUGCAUCAUUGCGAUGGGGUUGGACAAGAAGCCCACUCCUCCACCAAGGAGGGUCAAAGAAGACAACAAGGGCGGAGAGGAGUCGGCCUCCAGCCUCGGGGAUGCUCCCCGCACGGAGACGGAGACGGCCGGGGGCGACGAGGCCGCGGCGCAUCCCGAGCGCGAAGAGCGCCGAUCGCGGGCCGCCGAGACUCGAGCGGGCGAGGGGACGGACGCCGGGGAGGACAAAGUCAGAGAUGAUUAUGAGGAAGACUUUGAAGCAGACGACGAGGGACCUCCGGGAGACGUCGAGGCGAAAGAAAAUAAACCUUCGUCUCCAGCCGGUGAAACUGGAACGCAAGCUGACGAGGGAGACGCCUCCGAGACUGAAGACGAGGAGAGAGAUGAGGACAUGAAGUCCAAUUCGGGCUCCAGCUCCUCGGAGAGCGACCGGGAAGAGAGCGACGCAGAGGCCACCAAGGACCGCGGGGAGGACGAGAGAGCAGAUGGGCCGAGAGAGGUCCACCGGGAGGACAUUGUUGUCCCGCCGGGUGAGAUGGAAGACGGACCAGAUGGGGAUGAAGACUCAGGCGCGCGGGGCAGCGGUAGGGACAGCUCGGGGGAAGAGGUCCACGACACCAGCGACCCCGCAGGGAGCGGGGAUGAGCGGGGCGACUACGACACCUCGGGGGGCCGACGGGGGGAGGAAACGGUAGAUGAGGAGAAACGGGAGGAACGGGAGAGAGCCAAAUCUGUGCAGGAGAAGCUGGCAGAAGCCAUAUUGAAGGAGUCCCAGUGCAGCUCGGAGCCCGAACUGAGCGACACCAGCACCGAGGAGGACGAGUCCACGCAUAAAGGCCCUGAAAAGGACAGCAAGGAUGCAUUUGCAGUGAAUUCUGUGACACUUACAGAACACCAACCGGCGCUUGAAGAGGAGACGACAUGUGAGGAAGGUGUUGUUGGUGAAAACAAACUGUUAAAGGAUCCCGACAAGACGUCCGAACCAAAAGAGCACGAGAAUGAAACUGAACAAGAGCCCCGGGAGAACAGUGACAGCACCAGAGAUGAGAAGGUCGAAAGGGAAAAAGACAAAACCCCAGCAGAGAACGCUGAACCAGAGCCCACAGAAUACACGGCUCUGCACCCGAUAUCUGAAGAGGCCAUUAGUGAGGAUCCCGAGGCUUCAGAACCUCAAGAAGAUGCUGCCGCUCAAUCCACUGAAGGGGAAGCUGCAGAAAACAACAAAGAAAACGCUGCCGAGACGGGGCGAGGAACAAAAAGCGGCGAGGAGGAUGAGUCAUCGGUAUCAGAGCCGGAUAUAAAGGCCGACGGGACUGAUGAUGCAGAGGCGGGGGCGAUGGCGACGAGCGAGACAAUGGAGAUGAAAGCGGAGCCCUCGGAGGAGCGAGAGGCCCUCAACUAUGAAGAGGCCCCUGUGAUCGGCGCAGAGGAGAGUCGGCGGGGAGACGGCGAGGACGGAGACGCAGCAUCAGAGACGGGAGUCACAGCGGAGAACUCAAGCAGUUCCUUUGAGUGGAGCGGAGACGCCGCGGUCCAUAGAGCAGCGGAUGCAAGUGGGGACGUCGCAAAAGACGAGAGCACCGAAGACGACGUUAAAGAGGAGGAAGCGUCGGCAGCGGAAGAUGGAAAAGAUGUAAAUAAACAACGUGGCGGUGAUCUGGGAGAGGAGCAGACAGAAAAAACCUCCGUUGGAAUCGAUGAGGAGAUGGAGGAGAAACGUGACGAGGAAGAAAAGCAAACAAAUCCAGUGGAGAAAACAGGAGGUGAAAGUGAAAAGAAGGGUGAAGAUGAGACAGAAGAAGAAGAGAAUGAUGAGUGUAAGACAGAAGAAAGGAUAGAAAACCAGGAAAACAUUUCCGAGUGGGAUAAAAGUGACUCGAACGCUGAAGGAAAUGCAGAUGAAGAACAAGCUGAGGGAGACCACAGUGGAGACGAAGCCAAGGUUGCAAAUGAACGGAUGGAAGAGGAAUCGGAAAAGUCAGAGAGAGACGAAGGCGAAAGACGAAAUAAAAAGGACGAGGAGCAAUCUGAAGAAAAGGGAGUCGCAACUGAUGAAACUAAUGAAUGUGAAAAGAUGAACGCUGACGGAGAAAAGGACGGCGAAGCAGAAGAGGAGGAGAACAAAGAUGAGGGAGAAUCUGAAGAGAAAAAAGUUGUAACUGAUGAGCCGGCUGAAGGAGAAGAAAUAUCUGAGAUUCCACAGGAAUCUGAGAAGAAUGCAGACUUGGAUCAGGAUAAUGUGAAAACAUCUGAUGUAAAUAUUGCCGAGUCAGCGGAAUCCCCGGACCGGGAAGCAGCACAAGGGACAGAAACGGCUGAAGAGGUGCCAAAUAAUGCAAAGGAGGCUGAAGAUGUUAUGAAAGAAACCGAAGGAGGAGGCGACAACCGUGAAAAGGAAGAACUUGAUGCUGAAAACGACGAAAUGUCUGCCGGCGCAGAGAAGAGCGCCCGCGAGGGACCGGCCCAAACUGAGGCCGAGGAUGACGUGAACACAGCGGCGAACACCGCAGACGGGAGAACAGCCGAGGAACCCACAGCAGCACCUGUGGCGUCUGGAGAUGCUCUCCAAGAACGCGAAGGAGACCAAGUUUAUGUGGAUGUCGGACAAAGCGAGGCAGUGGAAGAGAAGGGCGGUGUGGAAAAGCAAGAUGAAUCCACCGGAAACGUCUCGGAGCCGCAGGCGUCCGGCUCUAAAGUAACAGAGGAGUCCAAAUCGGAAGACCAAAAGGACGGUGACGCAAAACCGGAGGACAAUGGCAACAUUUCCGACCCUGGGAACCAAAUCGGAGAGUCAGAUUUGAUGAAAACGAGCGACAACCAGCAGAGAAAUGUCGGUGAGGUCGUGGUUGCUUCUUCGGCUGACCAGGUGCAGUCUUCACCAGACACCGCUGCGGAUCCAGACGGCUCACCGCACGGGUUAGACGAGUCCACCGCGCCUUCUGGCGCUAGAACCGACGGGCAGCCGCCCCCUGACGGAGGAGACGCCGCCGCCACCGCGGCAGACCUCUCCGCUGCCGACGAAGACAACGGAGCAGACACCGAGGAGGCGAGCAAGGCCUCGGAGGAAGGGGCGAGUGUGCUGCUCAAGCCUCACAAAGCACAAAGCAACGGGGAAAAGGAGGAGAGCGAAGCGGCGGGGAGCAACGCUCCGCAGGCCUUGGCGAGAGGAGACAACGCGGAUCUGGUCACAAACUGGGUGACCGUGCAUCAGACGGCAAAGUACUUUGAGACGUUCGUCGAGCCCUUGGAGGACUUGAAGGAAUCGAGUCCGCUCGAGAUGGAGAGGGCGCCUGAAAGCGCACAGCGAGAGCACGCGCCACAAGACAAGACAAGGGACAAGAGCGAAGGGGACACUGUGGUGUCAAACAUUGAGAGCGAUCACGGCGAAGACGGCGAACCGCGUGAGGGAGACCGACGGCGAGUGGACGAGGAGACUGAGACGAAAGACUCGACCCCAAAAACAGAGAGCGAAGGGAACGAUGCGAAGUCUGCGAGCAGGGAGGACGUGGGGUCGGAAGAGCACGAAGGAAGCGGGGGAUCUGUGGAGGAAGAGAAGGUGCAAGGAGGUGUCAUGCAGGACACCUCCGAGCGACCCGGCGCGUCUCAGACUGAAGUGGAGAGCAUCGCGGGCUCUCAUCGAUCGGUCACCAGCGGAGGACGCGAGAGCGUCCGAACCAAAGAGACGACGGACGAUAGUGGUCCAGAAAAGGCAACAACAGUUGGAGAGGCGAAGGAUCUCUUCCCGUCAUCAGAAACCGGGGAGCAUCGCGAGCGUCCGGCCGGUCCGGAGGGGCCCUCCAUGCCGAGAGAGACCGAACCCAACGAUAGCGAAGGAACCUGGGGUAAAAGUGGCGAACAAAGUCAAGAAGUUACGGAAAUAACGGAUUUCAAGUCCGACGACGGAAGCCAGGAGGGGAGCCGGCCGGAAGACGGUACCUGUAGAGCGCCAGACGCCGCCACCGACGGAGGCAAAAGAGACGCGCAGCUGAUCGAAGACAUCAGGCGCACUCUCAGUAAAGACCUGCUGAGCACCUUCUCGGUGGACGAAACCACGUUAGGUCAGAGUUCACGUCCUUUGCUUACGGAGAGCGGACAUUAGGGCUUUAACUAACUUUAGAUUACAAGGAGGAAUGUGGCACAGGAAAUUGUAUAUUUGCAGUUAGACAAUCAGGUGGCUCCAUUUAGAAAUGCAUCUGGGUUUAUUAUUAGUUAGUUCUCCAAAUGAGAGUUUUGACAGAGGCCUUCGAGUGUCUCGUGGUUUCUGUGUUUACGUCUUUUUAAAUACUCUUCAUCCAUGACUCACCAAAAUAAAAGGAGCUGCAUGAUGGGUUUUGACACGUUUACAAUAGACCAUCUCUUGCUAUUGUUGGUGACAAAGAGGCGUAGUUUGUGAGAGGUAUCGAAUGCAGCGGCUCUCAGCUAUAAGCAGAUACUCUUCCACUCACGCUGACCAACUAAUGAAUCAUUAAUAGUUGUUGGACUCUUACAGCUACGUUUGUCCCAAGUACACUUUGUAUUUUCACUGAUGUUCUUUGGCUUUGAUCGGCAAUCUGUAAUUGCAGCCUCUCCGCGUUAAUGAGGGUUUUAGUGCUUUUACGUGUAUUUGUUAUAUUAUUAUCCGUUUGUACGACAUCGAGACAAAAAUGCAAAGUGGUUAAUUCAUUGGUUACCGGGUUACUAAUAAGUUGAAUGAACCACAACUCCAAAUGAGACACGGAGUUGUGUCAUUAUUGUUGCAAACACUACCUCUUAUUUUAAAAAAAAGAUGAAUAUUUAUUUAUAUUUCAAUCAUGUGAUUUUUAUUGCUAGCGUGGGUUUGUGAGGCUUCAUCAUUUCAUCUGUCAGUGACUAAACAUUUGUGUGAUUUGGCCGCUCAAAAUAAUAAAGCAAGUGAGAUGAAUACAGA